CCACGUCGAGGGAAGCAGCAGUGAGAGCCAGGCCGCCGCCAUAGCCGCUCCCCGGGCAACGAAGGAGGAGAAACCGGCGAAUCACUCUCUCUUCCUCUCUCCCUCCUCUCUGUCUCUCUUUGUUUCUCGUUCUCUCCGUCUUUGUCCGACGUUCCCGGGUGUCCGCGUUGCGGCGCGCGUUUCGCGGCGGCGACGUUUUAACCCAUAUUCCAGUCUGGAAUUUCAGCAGCGUGACAACACGUCGCCUCGCACGCGCGCGAAGGUCCGACGAUCGGGCGACCGCUGCCGACCGGGCGACCAGCAGCACCCGGCGACGAGAGUGACGUGGAUCUGGACACGCGAGUCGCUUCCGCGGGCAGCGUGUACAUCCGGCGGGAGCGCGUAGAGACGGUGCUGCUGACGAGACGUCACCGGCGACGACGACGACGACGACGACGGCGACGACGACGUCGACGACGACGGCGGAGAGACGAUGGCCACCGGGCGAGCGUAGAACAACGUGGUGAACGCGCGUGCGGCGCGUCCGAAUUUCACUUCGACGACGAUGACAUUUCGGCGACGACGGCGGCGGUAGAGGCUUCGUGCGCGUGUCACUCGUCGACGUGGAUGACCGCCGACCCAUCGUCGUGGAUGCCAUUGAAGGCGCGAGGCUGACCGGCGAGGGUAGUUUGCGCGCUGGUGGCCGGUGGAAGGACGGCAACGAUUAUCGCCAAUUUUUCUCGAUCCGCCGGUGAUCGUUAUCCAACGCGGCGCGUCUUUCUAGAGAUUAGCGUUCGCACGUACGCUAUGCUCUGCCGGCGUUUUAAAUAACUGCGCGUGCGAGAGUAUGUACUUGAGUAGAAAUGUACUGGUGUCGACACGCUCGACGGCUCGUAAUGGUGAAUAAAAUGCAAAGCACGGUGAGGCGGGAGCAAGCUUGUGGUGUCGAAGGUAGCGGCGAGCCGUGAACUUGGGGGAUGCUAAAAAUUUUGUGCGCCAUGUUAGUGUGAGUGGGUUCCGCUGGUGGGUCACGAAUGCCAUUGCGUAAACGUACUUCGUGCGAAUGGAACGCACCGUGGUGUCGAACGCCGCACUGACCCGUAUAUGUCAACGACGGUGCGGUCAUCGAGUCGAUUGUUCGCUGACACCCUAGUCGGAUGAUUAAAAGCUACUGGGUUUCGAGCCGAGUAAUGCGAUGAUUCGCGUAGAGCGACGAACUGUAGAUGAUUAUCGGCAACGUGCGAUCGCCGAAUAUCGACGAGACGACGACGACGUGAAACGCAGAUGUCAGGCGUGAAGUUUACGUUUCGUCGAGAGCGUGAGACGCUUCUUUUUUUGGAUGGGAUAUGUAAUACCGAGCGAUCAAGUGCCAGCGCGUUAAACGCACAUUAGUCCCUCGCGUUUAUUCGAGGAGGCUGCGGUCAAUUUUAAAGGGAGACGUGCCUCGUGGUGGUGAGCGAAAAUUCGAGAAGCGAGAGAGAAAGGCGGAAAGAUUGAGGAUACUUAGGAUGGAUUGAAUCGUGAGAAUAAGCACUUGACGAAAGAGGGUCCAGAAAAUUGUGCCGGAAGCCCGUGGCGAUUCUCCGGGCAUGAAGUACAUUGCACAAUAAAACUGCGGGGUUUUACGAGACGUCUUAGAAAGAGGUCUGCCGGUCGGAAGAAGGCGCACCGCAGUCAAUAACGUGCCGUCGAGUGUCUACAGACGAAGUACGCACGAUAUUCGCCGGAGAAUUUAAUUAAGCGACCAAACAUCCGGAAUACCUACGAGCCGAGCGCAUAGGUUCAAAAUAUCUCGCCAGUGGUGAAGUCGAUUGCGCGAUCGGACGUCACUGCGAGCGUCGCGAAAAUCGGGAUGAUCUAAACGAUAUAAACUCUACAAGAAGAAUGAACGUGAACGUUUACGUGCUAAAUUUUUAGUGCCGCGAAUCAUCCGGUUUACGAAAGAGUCGCGUGACCACGCGGACAGUCAGACGCGAUUUUUCAAUUUUUUCCAUCGCAUUUUUUCCGAUUCUCGCCACUCGAGAGUGCAAUACUAGCUACGUUGCGUCGAGAAAAGUAUAAUAAUAAUCUCGAGAAACGAAUUGCUCCCCCCCCCGUCACAAGCGGCGAUCGAUGACGCCAACCGAUCGCUCGAUCGCGGCGGAGUAACGCCGCCGUGCGCGUCGGCACGUGCAUGGCAUUAAGUGAACCGUCGCAAACAAUUGGUCGCAACAAUUCGAUUGCCGGUGCAUCUGACGCCUCAAGUUCCGGCUUUCGCCUGUCCGAUAUUGUACAUACAUACAUACGCGCGUAAUCGUGACUCAUUAAGCGUUACGAGCUCGAACAGCCAGUGGUCGUUUGAUCGCGUCGCUUUGUUCGUCGAUACGAUGUAACAAGGAAAGAGAGACGGAGAGAGAAAGAGCUGGUUCACGCGAGUCACGUGGACCUCUGACGAUUCUGUGCACGGCGGAAAACGGCAAAGCGAAACCUGCCGAUUAGGAAAUUAGAAACGCGGCCGAUUGUCGGUAGCUCGGUAUACAUACGUGUCGGUCCGUUCGCGAUUCCUCCUCGCUCGAGCCGAUCGCGAGCUAAUCGAGCACGACUUUAAGUACGUCGAUAAAAGCAAUAUUCCGUUUUCGAAAGUUUGCGCGACGAGUGCGCCGGCGGUGAUCGUCGUGACAGUGGUGUUUGUGACAGAAUCGAGGUGCCGGUUUGAUACGCGACGACACCGAUCUCUCUCCUACGAUUCACAGCCGUGAUCUCGCGAUGCUGCGGCGUCCCGGCGACGUCAUCGCCUCUGCACAUCGCGAGCUGCGAGCAACGAGAUGAGAGUGGACGCAGGGUGCGGAAACAAAAGUAGAUACCGUCGCGCCGUAUCCACGUACUUCGAAGACGAAUCUCCCGCAGUCGACGUACGGAUCGAAGUACGCGGAGUAUCGAGUGUAUCAGCGAGAGUGGUUGAACGUGGAGUAGGCGAGAGCGCAGCAGCGGCACGUGAGACGAGUGUCGUCGCUCGAGACACUUGUUGCACGUCGGUCGUCCCUUAAAGAGGGUCUGUCGGCGUCAAUAUCGGGCCACCGUGAGUGAGAGAUACACGAACCCCAUCGUUCGUAGGAUCGGUAUCGCGGAGAAGAGGCGAGAGAGUGCGUAGAGAGUGUGCCGACAACGCAGGGGGUGGUUCCAGUGGUGAACGCGCCAUCGGGCCGAGCGUAGUAGCCGGCGGCAUGUCGCUCGACGUCGGGACGGUCGCGGACGACCGCGUGGCGAGCGACGCGUGCCUCGUACGCCUGUCGAUCACCGUUCGCAAAAAGUGCACGCGUACCGUCGCCGCGAUGCGACGCACAGUGAUCGUUAGCGCGUCGAGCGAUCGGAGUGCGACCGGGGCGGCGUGUUCGACGGGCGUCACUUGGCAUGCCGCCGAUCGUCGUGCAACCCCUCGGUGGUCGGCCGUCGUCGUUGCUCUUCGUCACGUCGGUGCGUACGAACGCUCGAGCGGCUCGAAUAACAAUCGGUGGCGCGGUAGCCCGUCGGAAUCGGAGCACGGGAGCGGAGUGCCGUAGUAGGACGCGUGGCCCGCCUGCCGGAUCGGUAUCGUGCCGGGGAUCAAGAGAGAGAGAGAGAGAGAGAGAGAGAGAGAGAGAGAGAGAGAGAGAGAGAGAGAGCGAUCAUGUGCUACGCUCGGUGACACCGGUCGCGAUCGUGCGCGGCGUUACCGUUGGCGGUAUACGUAGUUAGCAGAGAGAGCAGAGCUACCACUGCCGGGCGGCUAUCACCACGUGGUGGACAUCCCCGGGCGUGUACUCGGGUGGUUUUGGCUAAGACAAGAGGAAAAGAAGACCGGAAGGCUGGAUCACCUCCGUGGAAUGUCUUCGGGCGCCAAGCGACUGGUGCAGUCGCUUAGGGGCCGGACGGGGGGCAGGGGCACCGGUGGCGGUCGUUCCGACGCCGGUGCAGAGGAUAGCGGCGUCGGGGGUGGCGGGGCCAGCACAAGCGCGACGAGACUGUGCCAUUACGACAGCGGGCACGAGCUCGACGAGAUUUCGGUGAUCGGGGCUAACGUCAGGGACAACGAGGGGCUGACGACGCCCACCACGCCGUGUCACUGCAGGAGCAUCAAGUACGGUAGUGGACAGACGCUUUGCAGCAUCGCCGGAUUGCCGCCCGCCCCCGCUAUACCCGCGCACAGAGCACAAUCCGGUGUCAUCACAGGCGGGGUGAGGCAUCGUCUCAGCUGCGGCUCCGCAUCCGCCCUGAGCUACGGCGGCGAAAAGUACGGUAGAAGCGGUAGGUCUGGCGACGGUAGAACCGGGGGCGGCGUCAGGGAGAAGGAGGAUGACACCAAGAGUGCGGAGAACAUGUCCAGGGGGGUUUUACCCUCGAGGCAGAGCCUCUUGGACCUCGUCAGCGGUAAAUUCAUGGGCCGACACACACCCACUCACCACUACUACUAUCAGCAGCAGCAGCAGGUGUAUUCUGUGUCGCAGCGAUACUUCAGCUCGUCACGGGACUCGCUUCAGGGGGGAUACGUGAAUCGGGGGGCGAGCGAGCUCGAUCUGAGCCGCAAGCCGAGAAGAAGGGACCACCUAAGGGGCAGAUUCAAGCUGCCAUAUACAGUUGCGCUUACGUCCUCGCGUGACCAAUCGCACCUCCACACACCGGCAUCAGUCAAUCAUCUCAGCAACAGUAGCUGCAACGGCACUGAAACAAGGUACACGGCGCAACAACAGCAACAGCAACGCGGUAGUAGGGGCUAUCCCGGGACACCUGGAUCGAGGAAUUUUCGAACUGGUGCGCCAAAUUGGUCCUUCAUCUUCGAUCCUGCGGGACGUCUCUGUUACUAUUGGUCGAUGGUGGUUUCUCUUGCCUUCCUUUACAACUUCUGGGUGAUCAUCUAUAGGUUUGCCUUCCAGGAGAUCAACGGAGAAACUCGUUGGGUGUGGUUCUGCCUGGACUACUUCUCGGAUUUUUUAUACGUACUCGACAUAAUAUUUCACAUUCGAACGGGAUACCUGGAAGACGGCGUCCUGCAAACCGACGCCACGAAAUUGAGAAAUCAUUAUACGAACAGCACCACGUUUUACAUUGACAUCCUGUGCCUGCUGCCCCUCGACUUUUUAUACUUAUCUAUAGGAUUUAACAGUAUGCUGCGAAGUUUUAGACUCGUAAAAAUUUACCGGUUCUGGGCGUUCAUGGACAGGACCGAGCGACACACGAAUUACCCGAAUCUGUUUCGCUCGACCUCCUUGAUACAUUAUUUACUAGUGAUCUUUCACUGGAACGGGUGCCUCUAUCACAUUAUUUAUAAGAACAACGGCUUCGGCAGUAAGAACUGGGUGUUCAGCGACUCCGAGACGGCGGACGUUGUCAAACAAUAUCUGCAGAGCUACUACUGGUGCACUCUUGCCCUAACGACCAUCGGCGAUCUGCCCAGACCGAGAAGUAAAGGCGAAUAUCUCUUUGUGAUUGGUCAGCUGUUCUUUGGUCUGCUGCUAUUCGCAACGGUGCUGGGUCACGUCGCAAACAUCGUCACUUCCGUCAGCGCGGCGCGGAAGGAGUUUCAGGCGAAGCUGGACGGCGUGAAGACUUACAUGCGGAUGAGGAGGGUACCGAAUCAUUUGCAAGUUAAAGUUAUCAAGUGGUUCGACUACUUGUGGCUGACGCAGAAAUGCUCCGACGAGGAAAAAGCAGUGAGUUGUCUUCCAGAUAAGCUGAAGGCAGAGAUCGCGAUAAACGUACACCUGGACACGCUGAGGAGGGUUGAGAUCUUCCAGAACACGGAGGCUGGCUUCCUGUGCGAGUUGGUGCUGCGACUACGGCCCGUUCUUUUCUCACCUGGCGACUACAUCUGCCGCAAAGGUGAGGUGGGAAAGGAGAUGUACAUAGUGAAUAGGGGCCGACUGCAGGUGGUGGCUGACAACGGGAAGACGGUGCUCGCCACCCUUAAGGCGGGUUCCUACUUCGGGGAGAUCAGCAUUCUCAAUAUGGGGACCGCAGGUAAAGAGUGCGGUAACCGGCGAACAGCCAGCGUGCGCUCGGUCGGCUACUCGGACCUCUUCGUUCUCAGCAAGAAGGACAUGUGGGACGUGCUCAAGGAGUAUCCAGCUGCCAGGGUGCGCCUUGAAGCCAUCGCAGUCAAGAGGCUGGAAAAGUACAAGAGAGCUCCUCUGGAGAAAGUUGCCAUGGGUAGGUGCCAGAGCACGCCCGGUCUGGUGGAGUCACGGGGCCGCGUGUCGUUGGAGGACAUGUGGAUAUCGCCAAUCGACCUCAAGUCCACUCACCCGUAUUCGACGGCCGCUUCGCUGUUCUCGCCGAGUCCGAGCCCGGUGACGGCUCGUCCUGUACCGAGCGCGGGCAUCCUGGUCGACGCGAACAACGCGCCCAGAGGCACGGAGAGUCCGAUAAGUGGGGCCAGCAGCGGCCCCAGCAGCGAGGACCAGACGGCCAGGGCGCCACCAUCAGCUGCCACCAUCACUCAAGCCUCCACCGGCAGGCAAUCCACCCACUCCGGUAUGACCAACAGCAUGACGCAACUGAUAAGCGAGGGUACGACGCCCCUCUUCGGCACCCACGAGGCUCUGCUGGCAGAGAUUCAGCGUCUCCGCGAGCGCCUGAAAGGCCUGGAAACCGAGAACGCGGCGAUGAGCGUUAAGCUGAACCAGCAGCAGUGGGAGGUCGAGCAUCGACUGGCCGAAAUCGAGAUGCAAAUUUGCGGGGCGAGCUCGACCUCGAGCGUCGAGGACAACAAUGAGAGAAACCGGGAGAGCAUUAUUUAA
Molecule: messenger RNA, 6731 nt
Organism: Solenopsis invicta (red fire ant)
Lineage: Eukaryota; Metazoa; Arthropoda; Insecta; Hymenoptera; Formicidae
Product: cyclic nucleotide-gated cation channel alpha-3
Exons: 15
Coding region: 3822-6731 (969 amino acids)
Biological process (GO): monoatomic cation transmembrane transport
Cellular component (GO): plasma membrane; intracellular cyclic nucleotide activated cation channel complex
Molecular function (GO): intracellularly cAMP-activated cation channel activity; intracellularly cGMP-activated cation channel activity; cGMP binding
Source: RefSeq, a predicted model, not a curated record